ACCUCACUAAUCUGCUAACACUGGAAAUGCGCUGUCGCAGCGGACUUGUGCGCUUCGGGCGGGAACCGUUGCGCGAGGCCGCCUAGUUCUAGAUAACUAGCGCGCACAAUGGAGGAUGAGAGGCAAGCCGGUGACGGGGAAGAAAACCCCAUGUCUCCCAAGCCUACGAAGUGGACGCCCAACCAGCACCACUUGAAAAUCCUCCUCGGGAUGGGAAUUAACCGCAACGCUGCCAUAAAGGCACUCUACUACACCGGAAACCAAGGCCCUGACUUUGCUGCUCAGUGGAUUUUCGAGAACAAUGACGAGGACAUUGAUGCUCCUCUCGAUCUCGAGGCCUCAGAUGAAAGCGACACAGAAGACGAGGAUGCUCCUGAAACUUACAAGAUGGUGUUUGCUGUCAACACUGAGCUUGAGAUGGGCACAGGAAAAAUUGCCGCCCAGGUAGGACAUGCUGUCCUUGGCUUGUACAGGCUGCUUCUGCAAGACGAGACGAAGUAUGGCAACAUGCUCCUGCUGUGGGAGGAAUACGGAGAGACCAAAAUAGCCCUGCGUGCCAAUUCCACUCAGCAUCUGUUGGAUUUGGACAAAAAAGCGACAGAGCUUGGCCUGCCUACAUACCUUGUCCAGGAUGCCGGAAGGACACAGAUUCCUGCAGGAUCCACGACGGUUGUAGGGAUAAUGGGACGAAAUGACCUCGUCGACCAGGUCACUGGAGGUCUGCGGCUACUGUGAAAGGCUGCGCUGUUGCGAUUAUACAGUGCAUGCAAAGCUAAGCAGCAGCCUUGUGAUAAGCGAAUGUCCCCAUUCCAUCCUGCUAAUCGCCUCCAUUGAAGCCAAAAAAGCCACUGAAACACUCCCCGCCCACCUCUUGUUUGUAUCUAUGCGCGGGUUUUCUCAGGACACUUUGUGGCUGGCGGGAGCAGUCCUUUUAUACGCUUCAAUCUAGGCAACAAUUUGCAGCCCUUAAGUGGUAUUUUUGAGCGAUUGCUUUUGGUGGGGGGGGGGGGCAAUCACAUUCAGAAACAUUUGCGUGAUUCGGCAGCAGACAUGUUAAAUAUUCAGUUGACAGCAAUUAGGCAAUUUGUCAAGGUCGCUGUCAUCGCGCCGUGCCAGGAACACUGUUGUUCGUGUACUUCGCACAUCCGGUGCUUAGUAGCGUGAAAUCUCAUGAAAGAGAUUGCUCAAGGAUACUUGCCCUGCUUCUCACCAAUCGAGCGAAUUGUGAAUGUCACAUUUGGUUAUGUGGCCCAUGGUUUGGUUGGCGUUGCCGAGGACAUUAGAACUUGUAACCCUGGCAUUUAGUGCAGAAGCACUUCCUUUAUUCUUUAUUUUUUCAAUCACUUGGGCUUUAUAGUGAUGUGAGUUAUCACGAAUUCGUAUAUAAUUAUUUGACGCAAUUUUUCACGUUAAACGUCGUGAAGAAACAUUAUGCGGGAACAUUGUGCUUUAAUUAAUUAGUGUGCAUAACGAGCAUAAUAUGUUGUCGAUAGGUAAAUAAUUUUUCUAAGAGAUCCGUAAUAAUCUUGUGAUAAAGUGCUUUACGUAGCAUUUUAAAGCGAACAACUAAGUUUAAUUACACAUUGUUCUAAUCUGCGUGGUUUUAAAACAUGCACUAAAGAGUACUAUAGUGUAUUUAUUGUCUUUAAUUUGUUGUCAACAUGAGCAGGAGGACAUGAGCAUUGAUGGUGCAAUCAUUUGUAUUCCUCUUAGUAGUUUGGUGCUAGUUAAACAUUUCACGGUUUAUUAAAGAAAUUACCUGCAAUACAUCUGUAUUUUCUUACAAAUGCAUUCUUAUGACUGAAAGUGGAGAGAAGCAUUUGUCUGUGGUAGUUGCCAAAGCUCUUACUUUAGUUUGUCUCGUAGGAGCACAGCUUUGCAACAUCCUAACACGUGUCCGCAAACUCUCCUGAAUUUACCGUAGAGUUUACGAAGUUGGGCUUUUUCUACGAUUUUACAAAUGUUUUGUCAUGCAUUACAAAAACUUCAGUUCACAGAAAAGAUGCGUCCCGCCAUACUCUUAAUAUGUUUUUUGAUGGUGAAAGGGCACCUGAGGGAUAUUUGCUUUGAUCAAGCUUAUUCAUACAAGUUUUCUGAAACAAGCAAAGUUGCUAGAAAAAGUCACUGUGAUCUGAAAACAAUGUGUGACUUCGCAGUCUUUGCCAUUCCAAAUUGUUGUUGGUUGUGUGCAAUGGGUCAAGCUGAAUCAUUGUUAAUAAAGUCCAUUUCCCACAUAAAGUGUGCGCUCGGAGAAAGCUAAAAAAAUACAGAAUUGUACUCUUUCACCCUCUAAAAUUUACAUUUGUUAAAACUAUUGAAGAAAAACUUGGCUUACAAUAACUUUUCUUAAUUAUAUCACCUUAUUUAUCUUUAACCAAUUGCACCGAAGAGGAUACUGGCAAAGGCUAAGAUUCACAUGCUGAAAUACACAGUGCCUAUCGUGGCUUGAUGUUGCAGAAUCAAUGCUGUACAUAUAAUGGUCAGUAAAAACUUGUCUUUGAUUGGCUAUGGAGUGGCUUCCUGCGGGCUUAAUUUUGAGCUAAUUUAAAGCUUGGGAGGAUAGUGUAGCAAUCAACAACGCCGUAUUACUUGCAUGGGUGUUGCUUGCACACCUUGGUUCUUACAUGUUCACCUCUUUUUAUCAUGCUGGCUAGUCUACACCCUUCUUCUUUUUGCUAAGACAACAUACUACUAUUCCAUUUACACUGUGUGCGGCAUGUUUUGUUUAAAUGUUGUUUUGAAAAUUGUGUGCCCGUUUUGGUUAUGGACAGACAUUUUUGAAAUUGUAGAUGGUUCGUGCAUGUGAAAGGAUGACACUUGGCAAGCUUGAAAUUUGGGGGGGGGGGGGGAAAUCAUCAUUAAUAUUAAAAUUGGCCUCCAAAUGCUGCACAUGACUUCGACAUUAUUGUGCCAUCGAAAAAAAUUAGGUGAUACUGAGUAACAAUACGAUUAGGUAUGAUGAUGUUGCUUAUAAAAAUUAAACAUGCUGCAUGCUUUUCUACUCGCUGAGCUCACAUGUGGAAGCCGCAGUGAGUGCAGGAAAAGAGCAAGUCCAUGUAUCAUGACGCCAUGAUGCAUCCACGUCAUGGUUACCGAAACCAAACAUGCUUUAUUUAAUUUAUUUAGUGUAGAAAUAGGCAUUUCAGUAAGUUGUUUAGUGCACUCUGAUUCUUUUAUGUAUUUUUUGUUAGUUUGGAGGGCUUAGAUCAUAAGUUAUUGCAAAAGAAAAAAAAUGUAAUACCCAUGUCGCACAGGCACCCACGAACUCCUUUAGGAUAAAGGAGCGCAAGGCUUCUUAAGCGAGUUUGACCUCAAGGAAGUUGCGGUCGUGUCAGGUAGCCAAUAAGGAGCUCUUAAAUGUAGCCGCCAGAGGCGCAUUCAGCGGUGUUUGGUUUUUGUACAACUACAAGAAUGUAACUUCUGAUUACACUUGUAGCUAUUAUAAUUAAUGCUCCUUUUAUAAAAAAUAUUCAAUAUUCUUGAUGCGAAAAACAUACACGUCAUUAAAAAUCAAAGUGCACUCGCUAAACAUAGCAGUGCUGACAGCAACGCUAGCCACCCUGUACUUAUCUGUGUUUUCUUUUGCGGCAUGACGAGUUGGCUCUGCAUUCUGCUCACUGAACAGCUGCAAGCUGUACUAAAAUGUAACAUUUCGUGCACAGUGAUCUUCUGAGCUUUCCUUUUAUAUUGUUUACUGCACCGGUGUAAGUAAUAAGUGACCACACUGACCACUGCAUGACUAGCAUAACAAAGGCCACGUUUUCAUGAAACCAAUGUGAGAGGGUCAAGUCAGAAAUUGUGCUGACUGAGCCUGACGUGAGCACGUUUACACGAACUCCCUUUUGACAAUUCUGAACUACGAUGGCAUAUAGUGUCAAGCCAAGACAUCAAAGGGUUUGAACUGGGCUUCUGGUUCCCGCUGCUGUCUGCAGCAGCUCUGUUUACAGGGUCUUUUGGCUCAGAUGAGGUUGCACUGCACAACGCCUUGUAUUGGUCUUGUCCUGAUACUAUCCCCGCUGCCAGCGCAUAAUUUGCAACGUCCCAGUGUGCCCGCGCAAGUGUUGGCGCUGGUGGGCCGGACCCGUUCACGUUUACGUGCACGCAGCAAACGAGUCAGGCUGGGUCAACCUAUACUCCAUGCAUUCGGGCUGACUGAGGAGUUUGCGGGUGCCCAUGCAAAGGGGGGGGAUAUAAGUUGAAAAUGCCAUGUCAGUGUCAUAGCAUGUGUAUGAGCAGGAGAGGAUUUCCACACAUUAUCUGCAUUUUACUAAAACGGACUCCCUUUUGCUAGCUUUGCCAAACAGCUUUCUGGAAAAAAGAAAGCGCAAAAGUAGAUUGUCCUGCUUACAAGUGUUUAUAGAAUACUUCCUGCCUUGCAUCAGUGCUGCAAAUAUGUAAUGCAUGAGCCAGCACAAAAAUUCUUCACAAAAGCUAGUAUUGAUAGGUGCUUUUUGUAAGCGGCUGAAGCUGACAAGAGAAUCGUGUUUAGUGCUACUUAGGUGUUUGCGUGAUGCCACAGGGGUUCUCUGAGCUGAGGACAUUUAUGGUGCAAGUUCUGCAAGGGAAUAGUUUGGUCCUUCAGCUGCACUUAUAGAAACUGCAUUUACAGUGGCAAAGAAAAACAGCGUUUGAGAAUUGCAAAAAUUAAUAUAGCCAUUUCGGCCAGGUUGUGAUAGAGAAGCAUAUCCUUAGGGUUUCCCAUUGUUAAAAAUAUAUUUGCAGUUUGAGCAAUUGGCUGUGGUUAACACCAGAGCAGCAGUUUUAGCCUUUUUCACGCCCCAACUUUCAGAGAAGAUGCGACACAAAGUUUGUGGCUUUCUAGCGCUACUAUUCUACAAAGGAGGAAAUAUUAGCACACAUUAGCUUGUGUGUACAUUUUGACUUUAAUACGUUUAUGAGUGUGGUAGCAGUCUGCAACAAGAUUAUUUUGUUUUAGCUGCACAUUUAAUCUGGUUCAUAGAAAGCUUGCAAGCAAAAUGCACUUAGGGCCACUGUAAGAGAAUAUUUUCAUAGACUAAGGAUGCAAUUUUUCAAUGAAUAUUUAUAUCAGAAGCUCAGUCCUAGGAGCUGAUGACAGUGCCGUCAUCUAUUUAUUAAUUGUUGAUUUUUCAGGAUGCAUAUGCUAGUACAACGUUCAAAUGAAGAUGUCUGCACUAGCUGAAUUUUGCCACAAGCUUCAGGGCAUUGGAAGUAUUGUUUUUUUUUUUUUCUUCAAAGCACGGUUAUGUAUUGUGGUGUAUCGGUUAUAUAGCCCAACCAACUUUUGAAGCAGAGAACAUUGCAAAUGGAUUAUGCACUGGGAGCAAAAUGCUUGCUCUUUCGUCGUGAAACUGUUGGGUGAUGGCCUCGCACACCCUUUUGCUUGUGAUUCAGGGUAGCUAAUCUUGUUUGCAUAUAUGCGAGAGCGCUGUAAAUAUAGUAGCGUACGCAGCCUUGUUAUGGGAAACAGGAGCACAAGGCUGCAUUCUUUUUAUUGAUGUUUCUGUCAUCGUUUGGUUGGUUCUUGCAAGCAAGGGCUUCUGCUAGUAAGAGUGUUUUGGUAAUUAGCAGCUAUUUUUGAAACAUCAGGAGCUCUUUCAUAGGUUGCCUUGAAAGAUAUAGAAGUGCUAGUUGCAUUAAUCAAAUGUAUUGCAUUUUUGUAAAUUUACAGGAUUCCACACGAUCCUUGCACCAUAUUUAUUAAGGGAGAUAUUUUUCUUUAGCAAGUUCAUGCAAAUAAUUGUAUGUUACUUUUUGUCAGGGCUAUAAUUUUAUUUUUCAUCACCACACGUCUUGGUUAUCAGCCAUCAUAUGCUGGUUAUCUUUUUUUUUUUUUUCAUGCAGUAAUCACAUCAUAGUGCUGACAUGCAUGUGCAUGCUGCACUUCCACCACAUAUCACGCUGCUUGAAAGUGUGAUCUCUGUGCUCACAGCUUCUGUAAUUGUGAUGUCUUGCUGUGCGUUUCUAUAUUUUGGCCAUUUAUAAAAGGCAGUGGCAAUAAUUUGGUCACGUUCUUUUUACAUAUAAUUUAGAAAUGAAAGUACUUGCGUCAUUGUGCUUCUGUCAGGUGUAACUGUCUGUCCUUUUCACUCUUCAUGACAAAACGAUCUUUGUUGUUAUAAGUUGUUUUGAUUUCACAAAAAGGUCUCAGUUUUGCCCAGUAGGCGAAGCAUCAAUUGCAAUAGCAAAUUAGCAGACAGCUAUACAAAGUAAGGAUAGUAGCUUUAUCGGCCGUAUAAACUUGUAAACGUUUGCUUACUAACUAAAUUAAUGAGCAUGGUGUCACGUACGCACAAGCAAACAUGAAUACAUCUCACUUGAUGACCACGGAAACUCACUCUCAGAACGUUGGAGUGAGGAAGUGUGGCAGCAGAAGCGAGUGAAUUGACCUUCAUGCUGCCUCCUGCUUCAACGCUAACUAAAUGGCGAAAACACAGCAGAAACGAAGCUAUCGGCCCUCAGUACGCCUAGACUCUGUCCCCUUCGCAGAUCGCUUUCAAGAUAGGGUAGGUGCAGCCGCGCCACACGCAGCAGCUGCCAGAGUAGAACCCCCUCCCCACGCCCCGUUGCCUUGUGUGCGACAGAACAUGGCGUGCUUCCUCCUUGCUUUCCUCCUUCGCGCGCCGAGAUUGAGCCGCCAUCGUUGGUUCACCCUAGCACGCUUUCUCUCACACAUACAACAUACGGUGCGCGGGGACGACGUUAUCACUCUUGGACUUUAUAUGGAACAUCACAGAGACUACGACGGUAGAAAUGCACCUGGAAUGUCCAUAUAAUUGCUAUUGCAAUAAAAAAUACUUAUGAAUUGACGACUUUCUUGGGACAGCUUGUGUCGCAGUUGAGAUACCCUGGAGUGGGCUCUACAGCUGCUCAUGGGAAUGUUUUGCAGCUGGGAAGCAACAGAAAAAGUUGGAUUUUUCUUUCUAGCUAAGCUUGUUUCUGGAAAUUUAAUAGUAACGGUGCAUCCUGUGCUCGUUGUGUGCACUGUGUUAGGGAAUCUUUGAGUUCAUUGUCAAGCCUUUGGACACCAAAGAAAGUUUCAUUUGUUUUCGGGGUUUUCCUGUUAAAGAACUUCUAUGGACAGCAAUACAUGUCCACCAUCACAGUAUAACUUGCUACCUUGAGCUGUACUACAACACUACACAUGAUUUCUUGACCUUGUCAGGAUAUCAGCGUUGCACUUAGACGGUUAUCGCUAUUUUGCCUAGUGUUCUCCAUUCCAGUUUAUUGUUGGGCCACCAAAGAAACUUUGUUCUCACAAAAGUGAUAUACAUUUAAAAUGACCUACUUUGGCCUCUUCCCAAGUCCCCAGCUUUGCAGACAGUAUGUGACCGCUAUCCAUGUCUAGGACCUCUCGCCAUGAACAGUACAUUAUGCAUAUCAGGCUGCACUUCAGAAUUCUUUGAAUUUUUUAUGAAGUGUGGCGGUGUGUGGAACAUCACAAUGCACUCUCUUCUCAUAACGUGUUUGCACAGUGUAUUUCACAUAAUAUUUAGGCCACGAAUUCGUUGCUUUUGAUGUUGAACGUUGAAACACCUUGCCACUUUUUAUUUUGUCUGGUGGUUACUUGCACAGCCAUAACUUUUUUCACUAACCUUUUUCACUCUGUAUAGUGUAAUUUCCUGCUGUAUUGCCAUGAGAAAAAAUAAAUGCUCUGGAAUUGCA
Messenger RNA from Dermacentor andersoni, 7644 nucleotides. RefSeq names its product probable peptidyl-tRNA hydrolase 2. The record is from RefSeq and is a predicted model, not a curated record. Gene Ontology annotation, molecular function: peptidyl-tRNA hydrolase activity; protein binding. Lineage: Eukaryota; Metazoa; Arthropoda; Arachnida; Ixodida; Ixodidae. Gene Ontology annotation, cellular component: cytosol.